AUGGCCGCCUCUGCAAUGCUCAAGAGCCGGGUGCGCCGGCCCUCGUACCUCUCCAGACUCGCCAAAGCAGAAGACCUGAUCGAUCUCUUCCCGCACAACUCGUACAUCGGCUGGUCCGGAUUCACGGGUGUUGGCUACCCCAAGAAGGUGCCCACCGCUCUCGCCGAGCAUGUCGAGAAGAACAACCUGCAAGGAAAGCUCAAGUACAACUUGUUCGUGGGAGCGUCGAGUGGAGCAGAGACGGAGAACAGAUGGGCCAGGAAUAAUAUGAUCGAGAGGAGAGCGCCGCAUCAAGUGGGCAAGGAGAUCGCCAGAGGCAUCAACAAUGGGAACAUCAACUUUUUCGACAAGCACCUGUCCAUGUUCCCGGUGGAUCUGAUGUACGGCUUCUACACCAAGCACAAGGAGAACAAUCGGCUGGACGUGGCUGUGGUGGAAGCGAGCGCUAUCACAGAAGACGGGGGCAUUAUUCCUGGAGCCAGCGUGGGCGCCAGUCCAGAGAUCAUUCAGAUGGCGGACAAGAUCGUGAUUGAAGUCAACACGGCGGCGCCCAGCUUCGAGGGACUGCACGACAUCACCAUGACAGACCUCCCACCGCGCAGGAAGCCGUAUCUUGUCAUGUCGCCCGAAGACAGGAUUGGAACACCUUACAUCCCCGUCGACCCCGAGCGAGUGGUGGCUGUGGUGGAAAGCGACUAUCCCGACCAAACGCAGCCAAAUGCACCCGAAGACGACAACUCCAAGGCCAUCGCUUCCCACCUCAUCGAAUUCCUCAAACACGAAGUCUCCCACGGCCGUCUCCCCGAGAACCUCCUCCCGAUCCAGUCUGGUAUCGGCAACAUCGCCAACGCCGUCAUUGGCGGCCUGUCUCACGGCGGCGCCAACUUCAAGAACCUCAAGGUGUGGACAGAAGUGCUGCAGGACUCCUUCCUCGACCUCUUUGACAGCGGCAACCUCGACUUCGCAACGGCCACCUCGAUCCGCUUCUCGCCCGACGGGUUCCACCGCUUCUACGAACGCUACGCCGACUACGCCCCGAAACUGCUCCUCCGCUCGCAGCAGGUCUCCAACUCGCCCGAGAUCAUCCGCCGGCUGGGGGUGAUUGGCAUGAACACGCCCGUCGAGGUGGACAUUUACGCCCACGCCAACUCGACCUGCGUCAUGGGCUCGCGCAUGCUCAAUGGCCUGGGUGGUAGCGCCGACUUCCUCCGAUCCUCGAAAUACUCCAUCAUGCACACACCUUCCACGCGCCCUUCGAAGACGGAUCCACACGGCGUCAGCUGCAUCGUCCCCAUGUGCACUCACGUCGACCAGACCGAGCACGAUUUGGAUGUGGUGGUGACGGAGCAAGGAUUCGCCGAUGUGAGAGGCAUGUCGCCGAAAGAAAGAGCCAGGGAAAUUAUCAAGAAGUGCGCGCAUCCAGAGUACUAUCCGAUCUUGAAGGAUUACUUUGACAAAGCGGAGUUUGAGUGCUUGAAGAAGGGAUGGGGACACGAGCCGCACUUGCUGUGGAAUGCAUUCGACAUGCACAAGCAUUUGAAUGAGCAUGGAACGAUGAAGAUCCCUACAUGGGGAUGA
Messenger RNA from Zasmidium cellare ATCC 36951, 1578 nucleotides. RefSeq lists its product as uncharacterized. Gene Ontology annotation, biological process: acetate metabolic process. The transcript has 3 exons. Gene Ontology annotation, molecular function: acetyl-CoA hydrolase activity; acetate CoA-transferase activity. The coding region runs from base 1 to 1578 and encodes 525 amino acids. Gene Ontology annotation, cellular component: mitochondrion. The record is from RefSeq and is a predicted model, not a curated record. NCBI's taxonomy places the organism in Eukaryota, Fungi, Ascomycota, Dothideomycetes, Mycosphaerellales, Mycosphaerellaceae.